AGAGGAAGAGCGUUUGUGUAUGUGAUUCUCGGAGGAGGCGUGGCUGCUGGUUACGCGGCUCUUGAAUUCACCAAGAUUGGCGUCUCCCAUGGCGAGCUCUGCAUCAUCUCCGAAGAACCCGUAGCGCCCUAUGAGAGACCUGCACUGAGCAAAGGGUUUCUACUUCCAGAAGCUCCUUCACGCCUUCCCUCCUUUCAUACUUGUGUUGGUGCUAAUGAGGAAAGGUUAACUCCAAAAUGGUACAAAGAACACGGUAUUGAGUUAGUUCUUGGAACUCGAGUUAAGUCGGCUGAUAUCAGGCGUAAGACAUUAUUAACAGUAGCUGGAGAGACUAUAAGUUACAAGAUUCUCGUCAUUGCAACAGGUGCUCGGGCACUGAAGCUGGAAGAAUUUGGAGUGAAAGGAUCAAAUGCUGAAAAUGUUUGUUAUUUACGAAAUUUGGGUGAUGCAAGUAUGCUUGUUGACCUUAUGAAGUCUCGCCCUGGUGGAAAUGCAGUUGUAAUUGGAGGUGGCUAUAUAGGAAUGGAGUGUGCUGCAUCUUUGGUCAUCAAUAAAAUAAACGUGACAAUGGUUUUCCCAGAAGAACAUUGCAUGGCUCGUUUAUUUACACCCAAGAUAGCAAGUUACUACGAAAAUUUUUAUAAGUCCAAAGGAGUAAAGUUCAUCAAAGGAACUGUGUUGUCAUCAUUUGAAAUCGAUUCCAACGGGAAGGUCACAGCUGUUAUUCUUAGAGAUGGAAGUCGACUACCCGCCGACAUGGUUGUGGUUGGAAUAGGAAUCCGGCCAAACACAAGCCUCUUUGAAGGUCAACUAACAUUGGAGAAGGGUGGAAUCAAGGUGAAUGGGAAAAUGCAGUCAAGCAACAGCUCAGUAUAUGCAGUUGGAGACGUUGCCGCAUUUCCAGUCAAACUAUUUGGUGAAAUCCGUAGGCUUGAACACGUCGACUCAGCCAGAAAGUCUGCAAGACAUGCUGUGGCUGCGAUAAUGGAACCAAACAAAAUGGAUGAAUUUGACUAUCUACCGUUCUUCUACUCCAGAGUGUUCACCUUGUCCUGGCAGUUUUAUGGGGACAAUGUAGGAGAAGUAAUCCAUUUUGGUGAUUUCUCUGGAAGCACAUUCGGGGCUUAUUGGGUUAGCAAGGGCCAUCUUGUGGGGUCUUUUCUUGAAGGUGGAACCAAAGAUGAGUACGAAGCUAUAGCCAAGGCCACCAGGCUGAAGCCAGCCAUUGAAGACAUUGGUGAAUUGGAAAGGCUGGGUAUGGGAUUUGCAUUGGCAAUUAGUGAAAAACCGCCACAGCCAACAGUUAGCAAUAACGGCCGAGGAUCUGAUCUUGUUCUGGAGAAACCAAUCUAUGCUUGGCAUGCAACGGCCUGUGUUGCCCUGGCCGCAUCGAUAGCUGCGGUUGCAUAUUGGUAUGGAAGGAGGCGCAGAAGGUGGUGAAAAACUGCUUUAAUGGCCUUUAUGAUGUAGUUUGGCCGUGCCCACGUUGUAGCAUGAAUAGGACUUUGAGAGUUUGAGAUACUCAAACAUUAUUAUUUUGAUAAUUUAUAUUCGGAACAGAGGGCUAAAAGGAUAUAAGUGAAUAUACCAAUCAAUAUAUCUGCAUACCAUGUGUAGAGAGCUA
Messenger RNA from Morus notabilis, 1624 nucleotides. RefSeq names its product monodehydroascorbate reductase 4, peroxisomal. Gene Ontology annotation, molecular function: flavin adenine dinucleotide binding; oxidoreductase activity, acting on NAD(P)H. Gene Ontology annotation, cellular component: cytoplasm. The transcript is spliced from 7 exons. NCBI's taxonomy places the organism in Eukaryota, Viridiplantae, Streptophyta, Magnoliopsida, Rosales, Moraceae. The record is from RefSeq and is a predicted model, not a curated record. The annotation marks the transcript as partial.